Prinia subflava (tawny-flanked prinia) is the source of this 817-nucleotide messenger RNA. RefSeq names its product von Willebrand factor D and EGF domain-containing protein-like. Lineage: Eukaryota; Metazoa; Chordata; Aves; Passeriformes; Cisticolidae. The transcript is spliced from 5 exons. The record is from RefSeq and is a predicted model, not a curated record. The coding region runs from base 138 to 719 and encodes 193 amino acids.
CACUGAGGAGGAGAGGAGGAGGAGUGGGAACGCUCCGAGAGGGUAAAAGCGAGAGGAGCGUGAAGGAGCGGGGCCGAGAGGGGAGCGAGCGGAGCGCGGAGCGGGACGAGCGCCGAGCCGCGGCUGCCCUGAGGGCCAUGGCGCGGCGGCGCGGCGGGGCGGCGCUGCGGCUGCUGCUGGGCCUGUGGCUGUGCGCGCUGUGCCCCGGCACGGCCGCCGCCUGCAGCCCGCGCUGCCGGCACGGCGGGCUCUGCCUGGCCGACGGCUCCUGCCUCUGCUCCAAGGGCUACGAGGGCGAGCGCUGCCAGCACGCUACAUGUUAUCCAAAAUGCAAAAAUGGGGGAGAGUGCCUCCGGCCUGGAAAAUGCAGAUGUCCACCUGGGUAUGGGGGUAGAUACUGUCACAAAGUAAGCUGUGAAGGAGGCUGUCAGAAUGGGGGGGAAUGCAUCUCUGUCAAUGGAGUCGUGAAGUGCCUCUGUGCUUCUGGCUGGACAGGAUCAAGAUGCCAGGAAGCAAUUUGUCCUCAAGGUUGUCGGAAUAAUGGGGCUUGUGUGGCUCCUGGGAUUUGUAGCUGUCCAGCUGGAUGGGUCGGUAGAGCAUGUCACUUAGCUGUAUGUAAACUGCCCUGCCAGCACGGAGGGAAAUGCAUCGCUCCGAACGUGUGUCGAUGUCGACUGCCGUACGCUGGACCACAGUGUACAAAGAAAAAGAAGGAAUGAAGAACUUCAGCCAAGAUGAGCUGCAUUUUUCUUCAUGUAACUAUACAGAGAGGAAGGCUGCAGCAGUGGGGGACCUUAAAAUAAACAUGGUAACAUGA